GAAGCACUGACGGCCCCCGAGACCCAGAGACUCCCGCCUCCAGCCUCCUCUAGGCCGCCGGCCGCGAAGCGCUGAGUCACUGUAAGGCGACUGGACCUGCACUCUCUUAACCUGCCCUCCCUGCAGUCGCUCCCGGAGACUCUCAGCGUCCCAGCCGCCGCUAAGGCUCCGGGUGCCGCUACUGCUGCCCCUCCAUCCUCUACAGCUCAGCAUCAGCAUAUUCUCUUCUUGGACCCUGAUAUGGGUUCUUCCAAGAAAGUUACUCUCUCAGUGCUCAGCCGGGAGCAGUCGGAAGGGGUCGGAGCGAGGGUCCGCAGAAGCAUUGGCCGACCGGAGUUAAAAAAUCUGGAUCCAUUUUUACUGUUUGAUGAAUUUAAAGGAGGUAGACCAGGAGGAUUUCCUGAUCAUCCUCAUCGAGGUUUUGAAACAGUAUCCUACCUUCUGGAAGGGGGCAGCAUGGCCCAUGAAGACUUCUGUGGACACACUGGUAAACUGAACCCAGGAGAUUUGCAGUGGAUGACCGCAGGCCGGGGCAUUCUGCACGCCGAGAUGCCUUGCUCAGAGGAGCCAGCCCAUGGCCUACAACUGUGGGUUAAUUUGAGGAGCUCGGAGAAAAUGGUGGAGCCUCAGUACCAGGAACUGAAAAGUGAACAAAUCCCUAAACCCAGUAAGGAUGGCGUGACAGUUGCUGUCAUUUCUGGAGAAGCUCUGGGAAUAAAGUCCAAGAUUUACACUCGCACACCAACCUUAUAUUUGGACUUCAAAUUGGACCCAGGAGCAAAACAUUCCCAGCCUAUUCCUAAAGGGCCCGAUGAUGCACAAGAAAAAAUAGAACCUCAUCACACAGCAGUGCUUGGGGAAGGUGACAGUGUCCAGGUGGAGAACAAGGAUCCCAAGAGAAGUCACUUUGUCUUAAUUGCUGGAGAGCCAUUAAGAGAACCAGUUGUCCAGCAUGGUCCAUUUGUGAUGAACACCAGUGAAGAGAUUUCUCAGGCCAUUCUUGAUUUCAGAAAUGCAAAAAAUGGGUUUGAAAGGGCCAAAACAUGGAAAUCAAAGAUUGGAAACUAGUGGAGAGCAGAAGAAUAGGUCUCGAUGUGUCCUAGAAUUUUGCCAUUUGUGGCAUCGAGCCAUUUGAGGCAUUCCAUUUCUAAAGCUGAUUUAGCCAAUGCUUCUAAAGAAUUCCACACUAGAGUGAUAAUGUGGUUGCUGUAACAAUAAAUGUAGGAUAUUUCCUGGCACAUGCAAAUAAACCUAAUUAUUGUUUCUUUAAAAA
Molecule: messenger RNA, 1273 nt
Organism: Cebus imitator (Panamanian white-faced capuchin)
Lineage: Eukaryota; Metazoa; Chordata; Mammalia; Primates; Cebidae
Gene: PIR
Product: pirin
Exons: 10
Coding region: 241-1068 (275 amino acids)
Biological process (GO): monocyte differentiation
Cellular component (GO): nucleus
Molecular function (GO): quercetin 2,3-dioxygenase activity
Source: RefSeq, a predicted model, not a curated record